This is a messenger RNA of Contarinia nasturtii (swede midge), 1120 nucleotides long. RefSeq lists its product as uncharacterized. NCBI's taxonomy places the organism in Eukaryota, Metazoa, Arthropoda, Insecta, Diptera, Cecidomyiidae. The transcript has 10 exons. Bases 140 to 991 code for a protein of 283 amino acids. The record is from RefSeq and is a predicted model, not a curated record.
UUGGUUAGCAUUUGUCUCAACUGAACAUCAUGAGUACAUAAUGCGCAUUACAUUCUGACGUUUGUGUUUUGACAUUAAAAGUGGUUUAGAUAAAUUUAAUAUAGAUUUAAUUAGAUAAAUAAUAAAAUACCAAUCCAAGAUGCAUAAGGUUUUUUCGAAAAAAGUGAUAAGUCAUGAUAAGUGUGCACAGUGCGGCAAAAUAUACGCCAACAAAAAAAGCCUCGAAGAGCAUAUCGAACGCAUGCACAAAUCAGUAAAAUGUACCGAAUGCACUCUGCAUUUCAAAAAUGCAGAAACUUUCAGAAAGCACUACAACAACACACAUGCAAAUGCGCCCGUGAAAGUAGCAGUAGUAGCAGUAGAAAAUAGCAGUAGCUCCUUUGCAACACAAGUGAAGCAUGUGUGUACUGAUCCAACAAUAAAAACCCAUGACCCAUCCGUAACCGUAAAGAUCCAGUUGUGCCCAAAUCCAAACGAGGACAACGACCGCAAAAAGAAUGCCACUGAAAAUGUUCAACAUGGCAUUAACCACUUGCGUGAAAUAUUAAAAUUGCGAGAAGGUUUGAAAGCAAAGGAUAUUUCCAUCAAGGAAAUAAAUGAAAAGCAUUUGUCGGAAGAAAAAAAGUUCUCAGAAACUUUGAAAGUUCAAACGGUGCUUCUUGCAAAAAGCAAUGAGGAAAAAGCCACUUUAGAGAAGAGGGCGAACGACUUGAGCAAUCAGCUCAAAGUGAAAUCUGGUAAAUUGGUGAAAGUUGAGCAAGAUGCGUCAUUGUUUGGUCGCCGCUUCCAAGAGGAAAGAGAUAAACGAAUACACGUUGAGAAGCAGCUCAACGAAAACACAAACUACUUUACACAUCAGCUGGAAGCAAAAGACAAUUACAUAAAUACGCUGAAAAGCAAAAUAAAACAUUUGGAGCGAAUCGCCUAUAAAAAAAUGAAUGCAAAACAAAACAAUUUACCAGGCCGCAGAUUCAUCGGCCGACUCGGAUAGGAAUCAAUUUCUCCUUUCUAUUCUUAUUUUAAAAUGUCUUCAAUUACUAAAUUGUAUUAUAGACAAAUGAAAUGUAUACUAUACAUUGUAUAUUGAAUUAAAAAAUGUUGUACCAAAUACAACAAAUAA